This is a messenger RNA of Micropterus dolomieu (smallmouth bass), 1197 nucleotides long. RefSeq lists its product as uncharacterized. The coding region runs from base 182 to 940 and encodes 252 amino acids. The record is from RefSeq and is a predicted model, not a curated record. The transcript has 5 exons. Lineage: Eukaryota; Metazoa; Chordata; Actinopteri; Centrarchiformes; Centrarchidae.
UUUCGAAACCACGUUGUUGCACUUUUGUGUAUAUAGCAGUAAAUUUAAAUUAAAAGUUCGCAAUACAGUACUUUAGAAUUCAUUAUUCAAUUUUGCGCAUAACAAUGAGAUUAAUCGCAGAAAAUCACACACUUAAUUGCAAUCACAUCUUUUAAUCGUUGCCCAGCACUAAUUAUAACACAUGGGCAGCGAUUGUACAGAGAGAGCUGGAGGAGGUGCUUUCUGCAGUCAGGGUUGGAUCUCUGGAUCAGUGUUAGAGGUGACAAUCAGACCAGGAGACAACAUCACUCUUUACUGUGACUGCAAAACAUCAUAUAGAGUAAACAUAGUGUGGUACAGGAACUGCUCUCAUAAGAACCAGCCGUCUCUUGUCCUAAAACAAAAUUUUGACGCAUGGAGACACAGCAGUGAUGCUUUAGUUGCUCUGAAUCCCCUUCCCCAUUUCUAUUUUGUGAGGAACAAUUUCUCUGAAUCCUACGACCUGCUGAUCAUGAACACCACUGACUCUGACGAGGGCCUCUACUACUGUGGAACUGAACAGACCAAGGAGGAGGAUAAUGGAUACAUUACUCGCAGAUUUGUGUAUAGAUAUGGCAACAUCACAACAAGGAUCCUAGUCAACUCCAGCGAGCCUCACCUCCUGAUUACACGAGACUGUGGUGUGUGUUGGAUGCUGCUGUUUUCUCUGUGUCCAGCGUUUGCUGUUCUCUCCUCUCUCCUCUCAUCUCUUCUUGUUUAUCACCUCUAUCGGAAAACAGCUAAGGAACCUGAAACCAAUGAGACAAGACCUGACACCAGAGGCCAAACCAGGGGGAAUAAGGAGGAAGAUCUUUGUUAUGCUGCUCUGGAAUUCCAUCAGACAUCACAGAGACCAACAAAGAAGAAAGUCCAGAGUUCUCACUUCAUCACCUAUUCUGCAGUCAAUACUUGUAGGAUGUAAAGGGCCUAACAAUUUACACAAACAUAAGAAAUUGUAAAAUGAAUUCAUUAAAGCUGAUAUUUCUGUAAUUUAGUUUCCCUUGCAAACCAGAGGAGCAAUCAAUACCACUUAUGAUAUGUAGUAUAUACAGUAUUAAAAUAUUUAUGGAAUACAGUUGGGGGUUUAUUUUUCAAAAGUUCCAAAGCAAAAAUGUGUUUUCAAAGUUGAUUCUAAAUAAUUUUAUCUGCGUCACUUUUCCUCUGAGAAUAAAUAUACGU